UAUUGUAUUACAGACCCAUGAAUACACUGACUCUAACAGGCCAGUUCAGUUUUGCUGAAGUUCACUCCUGGGUGGUUUUUUGUCUGCCUGAAGUUCCAGAAAAACCUCCAGCAGGAGAAUGUGUGACAUUUUACUUUCAGAACACCUUUCUAGAUACACAACUUGAAAGUAUCUACAGAAAAGGAGAGGGAGUUUUUAAAUCUGACAACAUUUCUACUAUCUCCAUCCUAAAAGAUGUGCUUUCUAAAGAAGCUACAAAAAGGAAAAUUAACCUCAACAUAUCAUACGAGAUAAAUGAAGUAUCAGUCCAACACACUUUAAAGCUAAUCCACCCAAAGCUGGAGUACCAGUUGCUUUUGGCUAAGAAAGUGCAGUUAAUUGAUGCUUUAAAAGAAUUGCAGAUUCAUGAGGGAAAUAUGAACUUUUUGAUACCAGAAUAUCGCUGUAUUCUAGAAGAGGCAGAUCACCUACAGGAAGAAUACAAAAAGCAACCUGCACAUCUUGAAAGACUCUAUGGCAUGAUCACUGAUCUUUUCAUAGAUAAAUUUAAGUUCAAAGGCACCAAUGUAAAAACUAAAGUACCCCUUCUAUUGGAAAUUCUGGACAGUUAUGACCAAAAUGCAUUGAUUUCAUUCUUUGAUGCAGCAUGAAAUACAAAUAAGGUAAAGUCCCAAAGAAGUGGUCUGUUUAAAUGAAAAAUGUUAAAACAGAAUUAGAAGUUAACUGUGUACAUACUUUAAUUUCAACUGCUUUUUUAUAUCUAAAAAUAUUUGAGAUAUAAUGGCUUUUUAAAGUAAUGCUUCUGUUUCUUUUGACAAGUUGAACUUUCUAAAAGAGUUUUUAUUUUUAAAACACAAAUAGAAUGAUUUAAAUAGGAUUUUAAUGAAUUUUUGAUAAGUGGCUGUUUUAAUUUUUAAAUUGAGAAGUAAUAUGUGGAAAAUGAAAAUAUAUUCAAAUGUAUUACAAGGUACAUAAACACAUAAAUAUAUAAACUGCUUUAUAGGUUUCAAAAUGUAUUUUUAUGUAUUACCUUAUUUGAUCUUAACAACUGUUGUAUAAGUUUGUCAAAUCAUAUAAGAAAACUGAUUCUCAGUGAAAUUUUGUGAUUAAGAGGACAUGCUAGUAUUUUAUAAAGCUGGGACCAGAACCCAAGUACUGGUACUUGCUUUGUGUCCUGGUUACUAUGUAUGUUGCCAGCUAGUGGAAGUAACCUACCAAUUAUUUUUUCUAGGAGAUAGGAUUGAUUUGCAACUGAUUUUCCUUUUGCUUGGUGAUGUUUUAUGACUCUGCUGCAGUUUGUGGAAAUGCUGGACUUGGCUCAGUGCUAUAAAUUGUAGUCAGGGAAAUAAGAAGAGCUUACACAGAGUCAGGGGAUCUUAACUAGACAUGCUGUAACCAGUGGAGCUAUUCAAGCACGCUACAAGUGAAGAGUGCAGAAAUAGUGAUGCCAUCUUAGAUUUUCCUACACCAGUAUGAUCUCUUUUUAUCAUAUAUGACAUUAAGGCUACAGAAGUUUUGUACAUUAAUCUUAAUUCAUAUUUAUUAAUUUCAAAGAAAUAUUGAAACGUCUUAAAAUGGCAUAAAGAUAAUGGAAAAUAAGCUUUGUUUCAAGAAGGGCAGACUCACUAAUUUUUUAGAAAACAAUGCUUCUUAAUGAUAUGCUAUUAUACUUACUAGGUACGUGCAAGCUUUGUAUAUAAAUAUAAAAAUUUGUUACAGGCACAUAUAGUUAAGAGAAUUUUAUUUUAAUAAGAUCGUAUUGUUUUUACUAUAUUUAAAGAAACUUUACUUCUGAAAGGAACAUAAUUAUAUCUAGGUCACUAGAAUGUCAUUGUAUUUUUUGUUGGCUGCCACAGCUUGGGGAAAAAUAGAUAAAAAUUAAUGACUCUAUUUGAAUAUUUUGUAAUGCAUUGUAUAUUUAUUAUAUAUAUAUCAACAGUAGUUCAAGGUGGCACUUAAUUGCAUCUUCAUUAGGAAAAAUAAAAAGCAUAAAACACAAUUUCUGGUUACUAUGAAUAAAUGCCUAAAUGUUAAGAUGAUAUUACUACAGUCUGACACUUCAGUACUGUAUUACUAUGUGAGCUCUGUGUUAAUUUAUGCACAUUAUUUAAUCCUAACAACCGUAUGACUGUAGUUAUUAGUCCCUAUUAACAAAUAAGAAAACGGAGAAUCGGAGAUACUGAAAAACGUGGUCCAGAUUUUAGACCUUGGGAAAAAGUCACUUGAGCUAACUAGAGGUCCCAGAGCUAAAGGCUGGGCAGCCCAAAUGAUAGUCGCCAAAGUUUAAUUCCGUUUAAUUCCCUAAAAGGCUUAGAGUCAGUCUUUGGACCGCCUCGCUCUCUAGGUGGCUCAAAGUAAUCGGAAGCUCGGGCCCUGAGUACCCCUACCUCUCCCCGACCAGCGCAGGCGUUUUCUCCCGCCCCAGCCCCAGUUCGUUUCUCCCUCCUGCCCCGCCCCUGCUCAGUUUCCUUUGGUGCUUCCUUCACUCGCUUGCGACCCUGUCGCCUCGAAUGACGUCAAGGCUGCGAGCGCUUUCAUUGGUCCAUUUCAAUAGUCGCGGGAUACUUGAACUGCAAGAACAGCCGCCGCUCCGGCGGGCUGCUCGCUACAUCUCGGGGUGUCUUUGGCCCGCCACGCCCGGCCGUGCCUUCCUGCGCCUUUCGCAACCUCCUCGACCCUGCGUGGUCUCGAGCUGGGUGAGCGGGCGGGCGGGUAGGCUGGCCUGGGCUGCGACCGGCGGCUACGACUGUUCUUUGGCCGGGUGGGCUGGGCAGAGUGCACGCUGCUUGGCGCCGCAGGCUGAUCCCGCCGUCCACUCCCGGGAGCAGUGAUGUUGGGCAACUCCGCGCCGGGGCCUGCGACCCGCGAGGCGGGCUCAGCGCUGCUAGCAUUGCAGCAGACUGCGCUCCAAGAGGACCAGGAGAAUAUCAACCCGGAAAAGGCAGCGCCCGUCCAGCAACCACGGACCCGGGCCGCGCUGGCGGUACUGAAGGCCGGGAACCCGCGGGGUCUAGCGCAGCAGCAGAGGCCGAAGACGCGACGGGUUGCACCCCUUAAGGAUCUUCCUGUAAAUGAUGAGCAUGUCACCGUUCCUCCUUGGAAAGCAAACAGUAAACAGCCUGCGUUCACCAUUCAUGUGGAUGAAGCAGAAAAAGAGACUCAGAAGAAGCCAGCUGAAUCUCAAAAAACGGAGCGUGAAGAUGCCCUGGCUUUUAAUUCAGCCAUUAGUUUACCUGGACCCAGAAAACCAUUGGUCCCUCUUGAUUAUCCAAUGGAUGGUAGUUUUGAGUCACCACAUACUAUGGACAUGUCAAUUGUAUUAGAAGAUGAAAAGCCAGUGAGUGUUAAUGAAGUACCAGACUACCAUGAGGAUAUUCACACAUACCUUAGGGAAAUGGAGGUUAAAUGUAAACCUAAAGUGGGUUACAUGAAGAAACAGCCAGACAUCACUAACAGUAUGAGAGCUAUCCUCGUGGACUGGUUAGUUGAAGUAGGAGAAGAAUAUAAACUACAGAAUGAGACCCUGCAUUUGGCUGUGAACUACAUUGAUAGGUUCCUUUCUUCCAUGUCAGUGCUGAGAGGAAAGCUUCAGCUUGUGGGCACUGCUGCUAUGCUGUUAGCCUCAAAGUUUGAAGAAAUAUACCCCCCAGAAGUAGCAGAGUUUGUGUACAUUACAGAUGAUACCUACACCAAGAAACAAGUUCUGAGAAUGGAGCAUCUAGUUUUGAAAGUCCUUACUUUUGACUUAGCUGCUCCAACAGUAAAUCAGUUUCUUACCCAAUACUUUCUGCAUCAGCAGCCUGCAAACAGCAAAGUUGAAAGUUUAGCAAUGUUUUUGGGAGAAUUAAGUUUGAUAGAUGCUGACCCAUACCUAAAGUAUUUGCCAUCAGUUAUUGCUGGAGCCGCCUUUCAUUUAGCACUCUACACAGUCACAGGACAAAGCUGGCCUGAAUCAUUAAUACGAAAGACUGGAUAUACCCUGGAAAGUCUUAAGCCUUGUCUCAUGGACCUUCACCAGACCUACCUCAAAGCUCCACAGCAUGCACAACAGUCAAUAAGAGAAAAGUACAAAAAUUCAAAGUAUCAUGGUGUUUCUCUCCUCAACCCACCAGAGACACUAAAUCUGUAACAAUGAAAGACUGCCUUUGUUUUCUAAGAUGUAAAUCACUCAAAGUAUAUGGUGUACAGUUUUUAACUUAGGUUUUAAUUUUACAAUCAUUUCUGAAUACAGAAGUUAUGGCCAAGUACAAAUUAUGGUAUCUAUUACUUUUUAAAUGGUUUUAAUUUGUAUAUCUUUUGUAUAUGUAUCUGUCUUAGAUAUUUGGCUAAUUUUAAGUGGUUUUGUUAAAGUAUUAAUGAUGCCAGCUGUCAGGAUAAUAAAUUGAUUUGGAAAACUUCGCAA
Molecule: messenger RNA, 4402 nt
Organism: Mandrillus leucophaeus (drill)
Lineage: Eukaryota; Metazoa; Chordata; Mammalia; Primates; Cercopithecidae
Gene: CCNA2
Product: cyclin A2
Exons: 12
Coding region: 2831-4129 (432 amino acids)
Biological process (GO): regulation of cyclin-dependent protein serine/threonine kinase activity; mitotic cell cycle phase transition
Cellular component (GO): nucleus; cytoplasm; cyclin A2-CDK2 complex
Molecular function (GO): cyclin-dependent protein serine/threonine kinase regulator activity
Source: RefSeq, a predicted model, not a curated record